Baudoinia panamericana UAMH 10762 is the source of this 3060-nucleotide messenger RNA. RefSeq lists its product as uncharacterized. The transcript has a single exon. The record is from RefSeq and is a predicted model, not a curated record. Lineage: Eukaryota; Fungi; Ascomycota; Dothideomycetes; Mycosphaerellales; Teratosphaeriaceae. Bases 244 to 2715 code for a protein of 823 amino acids.
CGUCUCUGGACGUGCUUCGGCAUGAUCCGACUGCUGUUUUCGACAAAGAUGUUGUAAUAAGCUUGUAGCUUGAAUAAAUCCUUGUGAAUAGGGUCGUUGUGGUGUCUAAAGGUCCCAACUGCCCACGCGGCCUAAUUCUUUCCACUUCGCGCCCUUGACAUCUUCCAAUUGACGACUCCUGCCAACUCAACAGCACACCCUUUCAUCAGCUUUCCACUGUCGAACUGAUGCAUGCAGCACCCUAUGACUUCCGAGGAGACGAGGCAGCGCUUAGCUGCAUUCAUCGCCAAAUGCACGCCACGCCUUGACGAAUUCCUGAAACUGUGUGAAUCACUGCGCGGAGAACUCGGUGCCGGCGUUCCGCUUGACCAACAUCUCUCACUUCAGGCUUGCGACGCUGUUGACGCACUGGUUGAAGCUGACGUCGCCGCGAAACACGACAAAAAUGUUCUCGGCUCGCUUCAUGCGCUCAAGAAAGGUCGGCUGAGUGGCAGCCGAGAGCUCGCCGCCUCCGUGCGCCCUUGCCAAAUCGCCUUCGACUUCGGCCUACCAUCGCGCCGUUUGCUGAGUGAGAUCGUCGAUUCCUUAUCCUCCGAUGUGCAGUACAUCGAUCUGUUGAAUGAACUGCGCCGAAGCGGGAUAUCGAGGCCGUGGCGACCGAAGGACGUCCAAAAGGCGAAGGUGACCAUCCAAGAGCGUCAAGGUAGCGGCAAAGUCCUUGCCAAUCGACCAAAUACGCGACGAGUGGCACGCGACAUCGCACCAAACUCCAUGGAUCUGUCUACCUCCUUGCCCGUGCCCAAAGAGCACGCGAAGCAUGGAGAUAGCUCCCGGCGUGCAGAAUCUGUGUACAACCUACCCCAAUCUACCUCUGGAGUGCCGUUAAACCGGGCCAUGUCCAUGGGCAAUGAGAAGGAUGAGGUUGCCUUACUGCGUGCGGCAUCUGCGCCCAUGACACCUCCGCCCACCGUUAAGAUGCCUUCCAAUCACAGUGGACCCCGUCAAGCGCACAAGUCCUUUGCGUUGUCUGUCAAGCAAGGCAGGGAUCCACCUAACCCUUCAUUUGGCUUGGACCAAACAUCGCCUCUUAUUGCGGGUUCCAGCACUAAGUCUGCAGUCUCUGAUAACAGUAAUGAUGGCUGUGAGGAGACGGAGAAGCAGCGCGACCACGACCAGGACUAUAACCACGACUACGACCCUGACCAAGACCACGCUCACGACUUUGACCAACACCAUAACCACGACCAUAGCUACGUCAAUACGGGAUCAGUUAACGUCGACGCUGACGACCCAGGGACCAAUCCUACCACUGACCCGGACGGUGAACGCGACGUGAUGGACGACAUUGAUCCCGUUACUGAGCAAGAAGGUACACUCGAGCACUUGAGCACAGUUUCCGGCCGGAGGAAGCUGUCCGGCGAGUCGCGCCGUUUACCCCAGUUCGACGGAACUCAUGAAGCAAGUACCGAAGUACCGCACCAAGUUGCGACACCACCGUCCACACUGAAUGACCACGGAACGUCGCACAAGAGGUCGUAUAGCGUACAAAGUGACGACAUAACCGUAACCACGAGCAAGAGUUCAAAGCGCACAAGACUGUCUCCGCAACCGGACUCGUCGAGGAGCGGCCACACAGGUGCGUUGCUGCAACGCUUGCGCGGUGACGCAUGGCUCUCGGAUACGGCUCUUGACUCGGUGCUACGCGCCUUCAUCGGGUCGUUAAAAGAUACACUGGUUGUAGAGAUCGGCUACAUCAGACCUGGUCACCUUUUGGAAUCUGGCCGUGUUCUAAGAACUCUCCGUACCGAUCACGCGACAAUUGUUGUGCCCUUUUCGCUCGGCAGUCACUUUACCAUUGCUGUUCUGGACCCCACCAAGACUCGAGUGGACUUGUACGACCCUCUCCACAAGCCGGAAACUCUUGAAGCGAUGCGAGUCAGUAUGCAAGACUUCGUCCAUAAUAACCUCAAGUCUGUAGCCUUGGAGACAGUGGUCUACGCCACAGAUACUUGGAGCUUCGUACAGCAAGAUCUCUCAAGCUGCGGCAUCCUCUGCAUCAUCUUCGCCUUGUGCCGAGCGACCAACACCACUCUCCCCACGGAUGUCAACAGCCAUCUAUGGCGCCGCAGUUUUGCCGCGGCACUUCUGCUUGCAGAACCAGCAGAGCCGGACACUAGCGUCGACACCUCCUUGAAGGACUUUCCACUUGUCAUGCCAGAGGCCAGCCUGACGCCGGAGGCGGUUGACCUUGCGGCCUCGGUCUCAAGCCGGCGUAACAACGAGAGAGUACACAAACUCUACCACGCCACUCGUAAGGCCCCGCUGCAUAGGAUGCAGCAGCUGACUUCCUGUCUCGAGCAGCUGGAGAUUCUUCGGAGCGUUGUCGACUUCGUACGCCAACGCGCUUCAGCCGAGUCGGCACGCAAACAGCGCGCUCUCGACGUCCUCAACCAGAUGGAGCGGGACGUCCUUGUGUGGCGCGAGUGGGAGCCGGCGUACCCCUUCCAGAAACCAUCCGCUUUGAUUGCCGCGCAGCGUCCACCGGGCGAGGACUUUGCCAACGGCUUUUCGAGCUUCUGCGAGCAGAUGGCUGUCGCUCUACGUGACGCUCACCAGCAGAACCAGCUCGUGCUUCGGCAAAUCGAUGAGAGUUUCCAGGAGGAAUGCCAGCAACUGUUGCGAGAAAUUUGGGGAAAGACUUAUGAUGCUACUUGAGAAGGCUGGCGAAGGAGCAAUGCGAUUAUGGCCCUCUGUCUAGUGUGUUAAGGCGAAGGAUGGAGCAGCAUAAGUACGAAGAAGACUCGAGAAGCGCAGCAUUACGUUCUCGUGGGGCAGUGUGGUAAUGCGUUGGUUGUGUUGCCGACAUCUCAGAACAUGCCCGCUAAGAUCGCGAGCGCGGAGAAGAAGCAGAGAGCACUGUAUCAGCAGUCAUGGUCUCUUGCCAAUCCACGAGUUUUUAAGACAAGCUUCUGUUUCAGUGUCUUCCGCUCAUCGAGAGCAUCGUGGUGCGAUUCGGCAUGGCACACUCCGCAGACCGUGCUUGUUGCUCAUCGGCAGCCG